GCAAAUGCAUCAGACGUGCCUGGGCAUGGGGAAUACUAAUACUUCAGACAGAUAAUAUGUAUUUUGCUCACACCCAGCUCAGACUCCAUUACUGCUCUCAGAGGCUGCAGGAUUUUCAGCUCUCAUCUGGUUAAUUCUCUGUAAACCAUUCACCAUGUUCCUCGCUCAAGCCUUGCUUGGUGGCGGGAGCAGUGGUGGAGGGGGCCUUGCAAGAGGCCUGGGAGGUCUUUUAGCAGGAGGUGGACAAGGAAGAGGGAAUCUUGGAGGACUCGUUGGAGGACUCGUCAACAUUAUCAGUGAGGUAGCAGCUCAGUACACCCCAGAACCACCCCCAGCUCCUCGCAGCCACUUCAUGAAUGUGGAAGCCGGUGAAAGUGAGGAGAUCCGUCAGUUCCGCCGACUCUUUGUCCAGCUGGCUGGAGACGACAUGGAAGUGUGCGCCACCGAGUUGAUGGACAUUCUGAACAAGGUGGUGGCCAGACAUAAAAACCUGAAGACUGAGGGCUUCAGCCUGGACACAUGCCGGAGCAUGGUGUCAGUCAUGGACAGUGACACAACUGGCAAGCUGGGCUUUGAGGAGUUUAAAUACCUGUGGAACAACAUCAAGAAGUGGCAGUGCGUGUACAAAGAACACUACUCCGACCAGUCGGGAAUUCUUGGGAGUGCUCAGCUGCCAGAUGCCUUCAAGGCUGCAGGGUUCCAGCUGAACGAACAGCUCUACCAGAUGAUCAUUCGCAGAUACGCCGAUGAAAAUGGGAGCAUGGAUUUCAAUAACUUCAUCAGCUGCUUGGUGCGACUGGAUGGCAUGUUCCGUGCCUUCAAAUCCCUGGACCAAGAUGGAGACGGCCUGGUGAACAUGAACAUUCAAGAGUGGCUGCAGCUGACCAUGUACUCCUGAGAGAGCACACUGGAAUGGAAUACACUCCAACUGUGUGCUCUUGUUUAUACUGGUGUUAACUAACUGGAGCCUUUCUCCUUGUUCAAGGGCAACUGUUCUGUUGCUAUGAAAGAGCACGCAAUACUUUAAUGCUUAAAAACCCUUAGUUUAUUGUGAAAUGUUAGUAGAAAAAACAGUGUACGUUUUACAGUUGUUUGGAUUGCUGAGGGGCUAGCAAAUGGAGCAUUUCUUGAGCUGUGCAAGACUCUGGGUGUGUGCGCAUGCACAUGCAUAUGAGUACCUAUAAUAGAAAACUAGAUUUGGGUUCAAAAAGGAGAGAACGUUGAUGGGAAGAGUAGUGGUUAAGGCUUUCGUCUCGUAUAGCAUGUUGGGGGCUGGUGGACGUAUACAUAUAAUACAGAAUACAUUUCUGAUUUUUUCUUAAGAUUGGGGUUGUUCUUGAUGACUGUUUUGAUUUUUAUGUGUUAUCUAUCAGUGCUGAUUUUGCUGGAGGCAGAAGCUGUGCUUGCCUGUAGGGAAAUUGCUAGUAAAUAGAGGUGUAUUGAUUUCUAAUUUGUAAGGAAUUAUUUGUAAUGGGGAAAAUAAAUUGGAGUUGUAAUUAUUAUAAUAA
Malaclemys terrapin pileata is the source of this 1508-nucleotide messenger RNA. RefSeq names its product calpain small subunit 2 (gene CAPNS2). NCBI's taxonomy places the organism in Eukaryota, Metazoa, Chordata, Testudines, Emydidae. The coding region runs from base 155 to 898 and encodes 247 amino acids. Gene Ontology annotation, molecular function: calcium ion binding. The transcript has a single exon. The record is from RefSeq and is a predicted model, not a curated record.